Saccoglossus kowalevskii is the source of this 1744-nucleotide messenger RNA. Its product is annotated as myc box-dependent-interacting protein 1-like. Gene Ontology annotation, cellular component: cytoplasm; plasma membrane. The record is from RefSeq and is a predicted model, not a curated record. Gene Ontology annotation, molecular function: phospholipid binding; protein binding. Lineage: Eukaryota; Metazoa; Hemichordata; Enteropneusta; Harrimaniidae.
UUUUCCCAGCAUUCGUAGCAAAAUCGCCGUCAGUUUGUAACAGACGCAUGCGCAGUACUCAAUCUACUUUCCAAGAUGGCGGAAGGAGGCAAGAGGAGCAGUUUCCUGGGCAAAAGUUUUACUAAACACACAACACGAGCGAAGGAGCGGAUGCUCCGAUCAUUAGGGAAGGCUGAUGAAACAAAAGACCAAAUAUUCGAUGAGUAUGUCCAGAAUUUCAACAAACAACAAGCGGCAGCCGGUAAACUACAACGAGAAGUCAAGCAGUAUAUCCAGUGUGUCAAAGCAAUGAGUGCUGCCAGCAAAAGUUUUUAUGAAACACUCCGGGAUGUCUAUGAAGAAGACUGGGAAGGCUACAAUCAACUAAAUGACCUUGCUGAGACGUGUGAACUAUUAUGGGAUGACUACCAGCAUCGACUGUCGGAACAAGUUCAUAAACCCAUCUCUAUUUACCAGAGUCAAUUUCAAGACAUGAAAGGAAAAGUAUCAAAACGAGGUAGAAAACUAGUAGAUUAUGACAGUGCGAGGCACGCUGUGAACGCUUGUCAGAGUACGAAGAAAAAAGACGAGGCUAAAACCAUGAAGGCGCAAGAAAGUUUUACAGAGGCCAAGAAAUUGUAUGAUGAUUUAAAUAAUGAAUUAUUAGAAGAAUUACCAUCACUAUACGACAGUCGGAUACCUCUGUAUGCGAAUACAUUCCAGAUAGCAUUUUCAGCGGAAUCUACUUUCCAUGGUGAAUUAUCAAAAGCAAAAAAUCAAUUGAACGAUAUCAUGGAUCAGUUAGCACAGGCCGCCAGUAAUGGCUCGUAUAAUGUAGGAAGGCCUUCAAGAGAUUCUGACAGUUAUGAUGAUUCUCAUUCACCAUCACCAAAAGCGCCCUCAACACCGGAACAGAAAAGUAGUUUAGCAAGAGUUUAUAAUGUCACAAUUCCGAACAAUGAGAAUGAAUUGGACAAACACAAAACUAAAGUUCUCUCGGCUCCAGCUGCAACACCCGAAGAUGAUACAGAGUACAAGGUUCCCAGGGCAACUGUGGAAAAUGGUGAUGAGGGUCGGCCUGUGGGUGGCGCUGAAGGAGGUGCCUAUGAAAUGGUUCAAAUUGGUGCACAGUUACCCUCUCCAGCCUACCAUACUGCAUCAUCUGAUUUUCAAAUUGACCCAGCAACAACAACAAUAACAGUCCCACCGACAACAACAACAACAACAACUACAUCAACAAUAACAACAACAGAGGAAUAUUUACCACCGGGUGUACUAUAUAAGGUGCGAGCUACACAUAAAUAUGAAAGUAUGGACACGGAUGAACUUAGUUUUGAAAAAGGAGAAAUUAUAUUUGUUGUGCCCUUCGAUGAUCCAGAUGAUCAGGAUGACGGUUGGUUGAUGGGUACAAGAUCGUCAGACGGAGCCAGGGGCGUUUUCCCAGAAAAUUUUACAAUUAAGAUAUAGGAUUCAUCUAUCACGCACUGUAAACCGAUUUAUUAUUGCGAGAGACUAAUUUUUUGCAAAUUACGUAGUAGUGUUCUUUUUCAUGAAAAUUUCUCGCAUCAAAAAAUGAAAUGGUUUACAGUGUAUUCUAAGGAUUUAUAAAACUUAGUGUAACAUGCUUGAAGAAUCUAACGUAGUGGCAUGAAAUAGAUAUGAUCUGUUCACAAGAAUACGCAGCUUUCUGGAUCUAGUUGGAUCUUCCUUUCGUUCUCUUCACUUCCAUACCUACACCUGGUUAAGAAUAAGAUGUGGUGUUCUG